This is a messenger RNA of Lucilia sericata (common green bottle fly), 894 nucleotides long. Its product is annotated as putative nuclease HARBI1. The transcript has 4 exons. Bases 1 to 894 code for a protein of 297 amino acids. Lineage: Eukaryota; Metazoa; Arthropoda; Insecta; Diptera; Calliphoridae. The record is from RefSeq and is a predicted model, not a curated record.
AUGACAAUGGAAGACAUUAAGUUAGAAAAAAGAGGAUGUGGAACAUCACCGGAACUCCAAGUGUUGGUAGCGUUAAGAUGUUGGGGAAGGAGAGAGGCUCAAGAUGAUGCUGCAGAAUUGCAUGGCCUAACACAACCAACUGUGUCAAGAAUAUGUGCUAGGGUAGCGCGGGCUUUGGCAAGACACGCAAGAGAAAAAAUCAAAAUGCCCAGCAACUUAAGCGAAGAACAAGAAGUGAUGAGAGAAUUUAAAGCAAUAAAAAAUUUUCCUGGAAUUAUUGGUGCAAUAGACGGCACCCAUAUAAAAAUAAAGAAAACAGGUGGAAGUCUUGCCCAAUAUUAUAUAAACAGAAAGGGGUAUUAUUCUCUCAAUAUACAGGUCGUUUGUGAUGCUAACCUUAAAAUAAGGGACAUAGUUGCUAGAUGGAGAGGAAGCACACACGACUGCCGCAUAUUUAAUGAAUCAAAUAUUAAAGAACGUUUUGAAAACAAAGAUUUCAGAGGUCGUUUAUUAGGUGAUUCAGGAUACAAAUUGCAACCAUACCUCUUUACUCCUUUAUUAAGACCUCAAAGCGAAAAAGAGAUUAAAUAUAAUAAAGCUCAUAUAGCAACGAGAAAUACGGUGGAACGAUGCUUCGGGGUAUGGAAGCAGAGAUUUCGUUGCUUGCUGGAUGGAUUAACAGUAAGUCUGGAAAAUGGAAAAACUUUAAUUAUAGCUCUGGCUGUUCUUCACAAUAUUGCUGUUGAAGAAAAGGACACAACACCAGAUGAUUCUAACAUAGAUGUGACAAUUGAUAUACAAAAUAUAAUGGAAGAAAAUCAAAAUAAUUGGACGGAACAACAAGAUACUCGGUCAAAAAUUAUUUUAAAUAGUUUUAUUCAAAAACACUUUUAG